AUGGCUAAGAAAGGGGAGAAGAAAUCGUUUCUCAUGCACGUGGUUGCAGGCGGCGGCGCCGGGGCCACAGAGUCACUUAUUUGCCAUCCGCUCGACACCAUUAAGACGCGCAUGCAGCUGUCACAGUCGGUGGGUCGACCGCUCAGUCCAUUCGCAACGGCGUCUCGUAUCGUUGCACGCGAGGGUGUUAGAUCGUUAUACAAAGGUCUCGUACCGGUAGUAUGUGGUAUUAUUCCAAAGAUGUCCAUUCGUUUCUCCUCGUUUGAAUUUUACAAGGAAAUCCAGGCUGAUGCGGCUGGUAACGUAUCCACAAGCGCAACAUUCGUGGCUGGACUAGCUGCUGGUGUAACAGAAGCUGUAAUGGUAGUCACUCCCGUAGAAGUGGUGAAGAUUAGGUUGCAGGCUCAGACAAGCUCUAUGUCCGAUCCCUCAGACUGGAGCAGGCGGAAGUACAAGGGCAUGUGGCACGCUGCGUACUGCAUUGUAAAGGAAGAGGGCCCUAGUGCGUUGUACAAGGGAGUUAUACCUACAGUAUUGCGCCAAGCGUCCAACCAGGCAGCCAAUUUCACUGCAUAUCAGGAGAUCAAGAAGCGUAUGAUCUCAUACCAAGGUGUCGAAGAAUUGCAGCCUUGGCAACAUCUUAUGAUUGGUGGGUUCAGUGGUGCUAUGGGACCGCUAUGCAACUCUCCUCUUGAUGUUAUUAAGACUCGUCUGCAAAAGCAGACGAUUGUCAAAGGACAAAAGCCCAAAUACGACGGUGUAACCGGAGCCAUCUCAACCAUGUUCAGGGAAGAGGGUAUCCGCGCAUUCUACAAGGGACUUUCUCCUCGUCUGAUGCGUAUUGUUCCCGGACAGGCAAUCACAUUCAUGACAUACGAAGCCAUCUCGAAGCAAUUAUACGAAUACCCCGCAUUCCGAGUGGGAGUGGAUGUUGCUGCUGGUGAGCUUAAAUAA
Molecule: messenger RNA, 954 nt
Organism: Sphaeroforma arctica JP610
Lineage: Eukaryota; Ichthyosporea; Ichthyophonida
Exons: 3
Coding region: 1-954 (317 amino acids)
Biological process (GO): transmembrane transport; succinate transport; fumarate transport
Source: RefSeq, a predicted model, not a curated record